This is a messenger RNA of Blumeria graminis f. sp. triticale, 942 nucleotides long. The record is from the annotation of a GenBank genome assembly. NCBI's taxonomy places the organism in Eukaryota, Fungi, Ascomycota, Leotiomycetes, Helotiales, Erysiphaceae.
AUGGCAUGUGUUGUCGCAUUCCUCCUGAAGUCGUGGAUUCGUACAACGCUAGUUGAUCAAAUUACUCUUGUCGCUAACAACGCGCAAGAGUCUAUCUACGAAAUGUACGAACCAAGGGAUGGUAAAUUUCCCAAAGUUGGUGGUGACAUACAAAUGACCAACGUGGAUGUCAGCGCCUCGGGCACAUAUAUCUCAGUCUAUUGUUCAAAGACAUUGAAAAGUCGAGACAUUGUAAACAAAAUCAGUCGCGGAAUGGUGGAUCUGAAUAUUCAACCAAAUAAUCGACUUUUUCCUGAUUCUGAACAAUUUCACCUAUGCUUGGAAUCCUUGGCAGAUAUGGAUAAGAAACUCUGUAAUCCAUAUUUGCUCAAUGUUUUUAAACGCUAUAUAUCCUGGUCGAAAAUUAACAUCUUUAUUUGUCCCCCCGAGAUUAUAGUUCGAAUGGCCCUUCAUUAUGGUAUCACAGUGGUUGGCAAAUAUCAAAACUUCGUGCCUACGAAGAAAGAGAGAAAAAAAGACCUAAGCAUAAACGCUGACAAGCAAUUUAAAAUCUCGGAAUUAGUCCAAGACAGAUUUGUUUUCCGAGGUAAAAAUUGGUCGGUUAACUCGGUGGCACUAGCUUGGUAUCAUGGACAUCCUCAUCUAUUCCAAUGGAAAGAUGAUCACGGAUGGCUUCCCCUCACGCGAAUAAGCCAGGAGCAUGAGUAUGGAGCUUUGCUCUUUUAUUACGUGCUGGGAAAUGACCACGAAAUCUGGAAUUCCCGCAAUUCUUUAUCAACCGAAAUCAACAGUAUCUUGGAAAGUGUGCAAUGGCAGGAACACGAAAAGCACAUAAUCGAUCUAGUGGUUUCAGGAAGUGCAGAAGUUCCACUUAAAGUUGUGGAUGACCUAGGCAAGCUUAAGCCAACUGCACCAUUCGGCCUAAUCGGUGAAAAGCUUUAA